CUGUGUGGUCGUCGUCUGAGUCGAGUCCCUUCUCUUUCAGCAGUUCCCCUCUGCCCCGAGGAGCAGUGCAGCCGCCAUGGACCGCGUCCAGCUCGUGCUCCUGGGCCUCCCCAUCCUCCUCUUCUGCUCCGACGUCGUCAACCUCUUCGCGCCGCAGCCGGCCCUCAACCCCGAGCACCAGCAGCGCCCGGCCCCGGACGCCUUCCAGCCCGACAAUCCCUCCGCCGCCGACGCUUCCAUACAGGAGCUGCGGGUGGAUGGACCUGGCUCCGGCACCACCGUCGAGUUGAAGUUCUGCGCCUCCUGCUCGUACAGGGGAACUGCAAUGACCAUGAAGCGGAUGCUGGAAACCUCAUUUCCUGGGAUUCAUGUCGUCUUGGAAAAUUACCCUCCACCGUUUCCCAAGCAUGCACUCAGCAAAGUUGUGCCUCUUCUCCAAGUUGGAGCCAUGGCAACAUUAAUGGCUGGCGAUCAGAUUUUCCCUAGAUUUGGAAUGGUUCCACCUCUAUGGUACUACUCACUGCGUGCUAAUAGAUUUGGAACCAUGCCAUCGAUUUGGCUGUUUGGCAAUUUUGCUCAGUCAUUUCUACAAAGUUCUGGUGCCUUUGAAGUUUACUGCAAUGGGCAACUGGUUUUCUCAAAAUUGUCUGAACAGAGGUUUCCUAGCGAGUUUGAGCUACGGGAGCUCAUUGGCAACAGGUUACCAGACUCUCAAUUUGGGGAGAAUCUGGAAAAGGUCUUGUCUUAGAUGAUGAUGUCAAGAGACCCUACUAUCAUCCACGUUGUUACUAAAUAGACAGAAUUUCUUGAACGUUUCACGACUUAUUGUCAAACACACAAUGUUUUAGAAUUCUAGAUUUUAUUUAUCCCCUUUUGUACACAUAACGGUUUACCAUGACUAUGUAAUAACACAGUUGACACUAUGUUAAUCCAAAAUUAUCACAGAUUACAAUA
Messenger RNA from Phragmites australis (common reed), 954 nucleotides. RefSeq names its product selT-like protein. Gene Ontology annotation, molecular function: thioredoxin-disulfide reductase (NADPH) activity. Gene Ontology annotation, biological process: cell redox homeostasis. Lineage: Eukaryota; Viridiplantae; Streptophyta; Magnoliopsida; Poales; Poaceae. The coding region runs from base 77 to 748 and encodes 223 amino acids. The transcript is spliced from 4 exons. The record is from RefSeq and is a predicted model, not a curated record. Gene Ontology annotation, cellular component: endoplasmic reticulum membrane.